Molecule: messenger RNA, 2623 nt
Organism: Nilaparvata lugens (brown planthopper)
Lineage: Eukaryota; Metazoa; Arthropoda; Insecta; Hemiptera; Delphacidae
Exons: 12
Coding region: 858-2306 (482 amino acids)
Source: RefSeq, a predicted model, not a curated record
UCAUUCUUGGUUAUAAAUAAAGGCAAGUAGGUAGUAGGAAGUGGUAUUGUGUUGUCUGACACAAUACUAGUUGUUAUUCAUUCUAUAUUGUUCAAGUAAAAUAUCCACAAGAAAACCCGGGCCACACUUAUCAUGCAGCGUUCCGAUCCUACUCAAGUCUGAUUCUUCUGUGGGUCAGAUUAUAAUAUUACUGACAUGUGUAGCUUGCUCCUAUUCUAGGUACAUUGGCUUGCCCCAUUCCGGCCCGUUGUCAUUCAUUAUGUGAUCAGUUCAGAGUGGUAUUUACAAAAUACCAGUGGUGGCUGAUAAGUGAGGCCCGGGCUCAAGUCAUAGUUUUGAAGGAUUUAUUGAAAUGAACAAACAUCAUAAACAGAAAUGAAUUGUAAAUAUUCAAUAAUAUGAAUAUAAUAUAUAAAAACCCUAAGGAUUUCAUGUUAGUAUAUUAUCUUAUUACAAUCUUUUUCAUUGAACUUUCGUAGAGAUAAAUCAGUUUUUUCUCUGGGGAUAUUAUUCUUAAACAGUAAUGAAAAAUCCAAUUCUCACAUUGAGUGACAAACUCAUCGAUUUAUUGAAUUCGCUUCGCUUAUUUCAAUUGCUUUGGAAGCAAUAGAAAUGUUUGUUCAAUUUCAGAGAUACAUCAAGUGAUAUUGAAUAGAAUUUAGGAAUUAAUAGGGUAGGCCUACUGUUUCGGGUACAUGUAGACAAGAAACAUCAGGCAUCAUAAAUGCGCAAAUUAACUAUCAUGAUCAAACAAUAUGACAGGAACUAUUCAUGACAUCAACUAUUAUAACACGAACAAUUCAAUCUAAAAGCUCGUACACUUCUGUUAACAACUAAUUCUCCUAUUCCACUCACUGAUGCUAUUUACUAAGAGUAUAGUCUUCAUGUUCUCAAGAAUAAUGAGAAUUUUCCUCGCAGUAUUAUUCUUCCAUGCCAUUUUUGGGAAAAGUGGGGUAGCUGCAGCAGAUGGUUACGAAUAUGCAUGGACCAUGAAUAGUUAUUUGAGAGUUCAUCACAGGGACUUCGAAUACGAGUUGACUGAAGAGAAAGACAUAUUUGGAUCGGUAGUAAGCCUUAAUAACCAAGUCGAAACCCCGUUUUUGAGACUGGGAGAGUUUUAUACAGAGGUUUUGGCCUCUAGACGUCAUAAAUCAACGUGUAAGAGACUACCAAAUGAUGCUCAUCUCGACGAAUACAACACAAAAUUACAUAUUUAUGGAGAUGGAAAAGACGGUUUUGAUGCUGAUAUAUUAUCAUACUUCACGUUUUUUGAGAGAGAAGUGUGGGAGUGUGAUGCGAUACAUGUCAGUGGACUAAAAAACUUAUUCACAAAAACUGCAGAGGAUUCGAAGUCGGCAAAACCGCCAAUCAAAUUCUACAGAAUUGUUAAUGGAAUGCAUGGAAUUCGUCCAAUCAAUAAAGUAUUCUACUUCGAUGGAGUUGAAGUAAUGCGAGAUGCAUGUCCAGUACAGACGGCACAUGAUUUAUCCAGCCUACAAACAAUUACAUUCCGAGAAAUAAAAUACAUUGAUCCAUCAAGCAGAAAAACAGUGCGUUAUUUGGGAAAGAUUUAUCUUACUGAUGAGGAUACUAAACAGAGCAUUUUCGAGACUGUUGAAGUCACGGAACCGAAAUUAACUUCUGAUGGAAAAUAUUACACAGAAGAACUCGAUUAUUUGGAGAAAGGGAACGUAAAAACACAGAUAGUUGGAACUGAAGGAGAAACCAUAAAAAUAGGGAAUGACAACUUCGUAUCCACUCUGGGAUCCGGUAAACAGGAAGCCGUCUGUGAACUGGUGAAGAACAGCGAAUUGCUCUACACAGAGAACUAUCUACCACGUUGUUUAGUAUUAAUAAACCCAUCCGAAAAAGACAGGAAAUUCUCUGAAAUGUAUGGGUUACCUCCAAAAAAAUUCAAUGUGAAUUUCUUCUCAGUCAUCAGCCAAGAAUCUUGGAAGUGUUCCUGGGCAAAGGAUAAAUUCUUCAUGAGAAGAGUGACAGAAGUGGUGGGGUCGAUUCCAGUUGCAAAAAUUGAGUAUUUCAGUGGAGUGAAUGUUUGGAAAUACAAAUUGAAAGGCAAUUCUUAUGGUGUAAAAUUAAGGGAAAUCUAUUAUCAUACAACAGAUAACGUUGAAUACCAGAUACGAUACAAUGGAAUAGUGAAACUCAAGAUACCUGAAAUGGCAGUGAAGAGGAAGGGGAGAAUUGAGCCUUAUCGUUAUUUGACAGAAAUUCCGGGUAAAAGAUCAGGAAUCCCAGUGGGGAAUUUUCGAACUUAUGAUGACACAAUAUUGGAUGUUAUUUGAAAAGCCGUCAAUUGACUGUUAAAUACUUAAUUGAAUUAAUAGUUACUUAGUUAUUAUGUAGACAUAAGUUAAUUAUCUACCAAAAUAAAAGAAUUGCAUUCACUGACGAUCGUGAUUGAAAAUGUUGUAGAACUAUUAAAUAGGCCUAUUGAUUUCAAUUACAAAAUUUGUCGUAAUACGGUAGGCCUACCUAAUAAGAUAUUUUCUAUUUAAUGUUGGGAGUUAGUUAUUGUUCGAGAAAUAAAUAUUAUUUUAGAACAAAUGUUUAGAAUCUGUUAUAAACAACUGGAGAAUUGCGAAUACAUGAAAUUAAUAAA